Lolium rigidum is the source of this 352-nucleotide messenger RNA. Its product is annotated as heavy metal-associated isoprenylated plant protein 39-like. The transcript is spliced from 2 exons. The record is from RefSeq and is a predicted model, not a curated record. Gene Ontology annotation, molecular function: metal ion binding. The coding region runs from base 42 to 266 and encodes 74 amino acids. NCBI's taxonomy places the organism in Eukaryota, Viridiplantae, Streptophyta, Magnoliopsida, Poales, Poaceae.
UCUUUGCAUGCUAGCAGAAGGUGGUCCUGAAGGUUUCUUCUAUGAGCGACGAGAGAGUGAAGCAGAAAGCAAUGGAAACUGUUGCAGAUAUCUAUGGUAUUGAUUCGAUAGCCGCCGAUCUCAAAGAUCAGAAGAUGACGGUGAUAGGUGAUAUGGACACCGUCACGAUCGCCAAGAGGUUAAGGAAGUUCGGGCGGAUCGAUAUCCUCUCUGUUGGGCCGGCCAAAGAAGAGAAGAAGGAUGACAAGAAAGGGGACAAGAAGUGAUCAAACAUGGUAGUUCUUAGUACUCCUAUGUUCGAUCCCGUGGAUCUCUGUCUCUUCUUCUCGAUCUCCAGGGUGAAUUUUUUGUU